Messenger RNA from Suillus discolor, 1620 nucleotides. RefSeq lists its product as uncharacterized. Lineage: Eukaryota; Fungi; Basidiomycota; Agaricomycetes; Boletales; Suillaceae. The record is from RefSeq and is a predicted model, not a curated record. Bases 219 to 1418 code for a protein of 399 amino acids. The transcript is spliced from 10 exons.
GUGAAAACAUAAAAGCGAAUGCAAAGCUCAAGCCAUAUGCAUUGGAAUUCCCACCGUCAUACGAAGCCUGCUGAAUAUGAUUUAGAUGUACGAACAAGCACAUUGACACCACAUUCGGCAUUUUGCCACUUCGCAUGCGACUCCUUGGGCCAUGGAACAAUCGUAUGAUUUCACAUCCCAUCUUUAUUGUCCAUCGGUAAUUUCUGACGUCCCACAAUAUGUUGUCCGCUGUCUGUCCCUUGGCUCAUACUCGAGCCACUUUUGCUUUGCUCAUUAUUGCACGGACCUUGUUCCACAGUUCCACAUUCCACAUUUCCACACCUCCACACUUCCGUUUCUCAUAUAUAACCCCCAUGGAUUCCCUGAUACCGACAUCAGACCUUUUCCAUCUGCCCAAUUCAUACCCUCCCCAUCUACUUCAAUCAAAAAUGUUCUUCCUUCCCCCCUUCGCAGCUGACCUUCCAAAGCUGCCUUUGGAAAACAUGGAGGCACACGCAGUCAAUCGCCUGACCUGGAUUGCAGGAUAUGACAUCGAAACCCACGAAUGGGUGACAUUCCAGGGUCUAGAUUGCGAUGAAUCUUACGAUAAACGUGCGUGGAGAAAGCUGGUCAAGGACCAACAGACUAUGGAACGCAUGCAAUCCUUAUUAGAUACCAUUGGAUGUUCACCUGAUAUUCCACAGUCAGAGACAGUUCUGGAAGGCAUGAAUGUCGUCCUGAGAGGGGCCUUAGGGACGGGAAAAAAGACAGUUGCUUAUGCAGUCUGCAAUAUGCUCAAGCGCCCGAUACUUGACAUUCGGGUGAAUGACAUCCCAUACCUUGCCGAUGUGAAACCGUGGGCCGCCAAAUUAGCAUCGCUUGCGAUCAAGUGGAAUGCCUUGAUAGUCAUAGACCGCGGGGAUAAUAUCAUGAGGUCUGAAUGUGCAAACAAUCGAGAACGCAUCAACUUGAUGAUUCGAGCAUUUGAGUCGCCCGGAUGUAUCUGUCUGUGGCCCUCGGUGUUGACGGACGAACAGCAGGCACUACUCAGGCCGUUCUCUGCUGCCAUCGAAUUCCCUGAUCUCGAUCUAGCAGCCCGUCGCAAACGUUGGCUACAACUCUUUGGCCGAGACGACCUGGUGGCAACUAUCUUUAGCAGCAAACACGCAUCCGUCCCUACCGUGAGGGACACGGAGGUGUGUGCCUUCCUUCGGGAGAUUGAGAAAAUCUCUUGGUACGAACUCGAUGCAUCGGACAUCCAAGACUUCAUGAAUAUGGCACGAAGAUUGGCUGGGGAACAAGAUCCAACCCCUCAGCACGUAAGGGAGUGUCUCAGAUUGUGGGACGUGCCCCUUUCUGUACGGAGCAAGGUAGUGCGGUUUUUAGCGCUUCAUGAGAUGCAUCCACGUAAGGAACCCAGUUUAUUUAGAACACGGUGAAGAUGUUAUGCCUGUUUGAAAUAUUUGCUUGCUAUUUUUUACUCUAUAUAUGUGUUUAUGGCUCACGAUACUCCACUGGCAGUCACUUACUUGUCAUUAUGUAUAUGAAAUACCCAUGUCAUGAAAGAGACGGAGGACCUGAGGCUCGUGAUCGUUAGCUUAUUGCUUCUUGUAUGCAACACGGUCUGGGAGAGCACUAGGU